GGGAGGGGGCCCGACGACAGUUGUCUUCUGCUGCUCUCCGGUGCUUUCGCUUCUCCGAGGGUCCAGUGUGUUUCGCCACCCGAGGAGAACCCGCGUGCUCCACGUAUAUCAGCGCGAAGCAAUUCGAGAGUGGAUCUAUUAAGGCAUCAACAUGGCCACCCAGAAGGCGAAAUUUGUGAACAAACAGUUCAAUUCUCCUAUCAAUCUGUAUUCGCCACAGGCGAUACAGGAGACUCUGGAUAGGCAGACUCAGGUUCUGGCUAACGGCGCAGUCGGGAUCGACUUCAGCCAUUUGGCCAAGCCAGCGAACUUGCAGAACAGCGCGGUUCUACGUAUGCUCGAAGAGGAAGAAGCGAGGCAGCGCGGUGGUCAACCCGGUCUCAAACGAGUAGCUUGGCCACCGCCUCCAGAGGAUCAAGACUUCGACUACGUGGAGCAAGCUCCCGUCCAAGCGAAGACCCGUGGGUACGGUGAAUUCGGCUCGUACCAGAGCAGCCCCUCGUCGGGUCCAUCACCCCAACCGCCCUCGACGGUCGCACGGUCGUCGACACAGAGCGCCGUCCCGUCGUCCCCGUCGCCGGUCAGUCCUGGCGGCACGCUCCUGCGACAGCCUUCGCACUUCCAACAGCAACAGACGAACCCCAGGGGCUGGGCGCCCGUGACACCCCCGGCUACCUCGCCGCUCUCCCAGCAGCAUCCCCCGUUUCCGAGCCUGCAACAGCAGCAGCAGCAGCAGCCGCAGUAUCAGCCGCAGCAGCAGCAACAGCAGCAGCAGACCCAGUCUUGGCAGCACCCCCAGGAUUCAUACGACCGGGCACCGCAGAGGCAGCAGCAGACACCAUCCGGCUAUUAUACAACCGCCCCUGUGGCGUACGAGGCACCACCCUCCACAAUCGUCCUCCGUCCUGAGCCGCCUAUCUCGCAGUCACCAGCGCCGGUGUACCAGGCCCAACCCGCGGCAACGAAAGCUCCGGCGACAGGCAAUAUGCGAGGGGACCUGAAGUGGCCGCCGGCGCCCAUCAAGGCCCAGGUCGCGGCGGAGAACCAGGCCAGGAUGGAACUCGCGAAGGGCCCGGCUUUCAGGCCCCGUCGAGUGCACAAGGACUAUAGCGGUUUCUUCGCGCAACACGCCCUGAACAGCACCUACCCGGGCUACCGAGCGCCGCCUGGCACCCAGUACUUCACCCCGGCUUAUCAUCAUUAGCGAAUAUUCCGUUUUUUUUUUUUUUUUUUUUUCGAGCGACGUAUUCGAACGACGCAUUCAGGCAUCGCCCUGAGUUUCUCUCAUUGACCGGGACGCUCAGGACGCUGUUUGCGGAUCCGCCGGGAUCCGCGAGGAGCCCAGAGAAACGCAUGAGAGACGAAUUUCUUCGCGUGAAUGGAAUCGAAGGAGGCUGUAAAAAAAAAUUCGUAUCGAUUCGGCAGAAUUUCGUCUUGCAACGCGAUUUCUAUUCUUCAUUUUUCUAGAGGGAGACCACGAAUCUGUGUCACGAAUUAUCGUGCAGUAGCUCUUUCAGAAUGUGGUCCAGGCAACUGACGAGAAAUUCACGUCAUGCGCUUCUCAGGUAUCUAGAGAGACUUCCGAUCUGGAUUUCGAGCUUCAACGAACCUGUGUAUACAGAGACUGAACGGUUACCUUUCAUCUUUGCAGGGUAGCGUAACUUAAUAACAAUUACCGAAAAUCCCGGUUUAUUUUACAGGCAUUCAUUCGGUUUAUUAUUCGAACAUCAUCGUUCAAAGAUUCCCACACUUGCAAACGUCACGUUCUCCUCUUUUUUAGUCUGCAAGAAAGUAGAUCUCUAGGUACAUUUACACUUGUAAUGAAACAGUAGGCUAGAAAUAUAAAAUUUAUUUUAUUUCCUUAAAAAUUUCAUCUUAUUUCUUCGCGCUUUUCCUCUAUCUAUAGGGAUUCUUGCUUGUAUGAGAACAUCCCCAGUUUGGGAAUUUCUGAUCUAGGAAUCUGAACUCAAAAUGUUGUGAUAGAAUUAACGCUGCGAACAGAUUUACAGGUUUACAAGACUAACACUUGCCAUACGAAUCACAAGAGUGGCGGAUCACAAGCAAUCGCUUGAGAGAGAAUAAUGGCGGCAGAUUGUACUCUUUACUCUGCGAAGGCCACGACAACAUGGAAAAAUAACGUCGAAUACAAACAAAAAAAUCCGCGAAAUGAAACGAUCGAGUAAUUACGGAAUACAUAAUAAUGUAUUCGGGGAGAGAGUGAUGUAUCGAAUCACUGAGAGGCGACGAAUUUCGAUAAUGCGACUUGGCGACGGUCUGCCCGUUACAACUAACCGACGAAUAAUUUUUAAUAAUGUAACAUAUCGAUGUGAAUAAAUAAAUAAAUAUUACAAUUUA
Messenger RNA from Wasmannia auropunctata (little fire ant), 2355 nucleotides. Its product is annotated as nuclear receptor coactivator 6-like. Bases 152 to 1204 code for a protein of 350 amino acids. The record is from RefSeq and is a predicted model, not a curated record. NCBI's taxonomy places the organism in Eukaryota, Metazoa, Arthropoda, Insecta, Hymenoptera, Formicidae. The transcript is spliced from 7 exons.